This is a messenger RNA of Brassica napus (rape), 2825 nucleotides long. Its product is annotated as probable histone H2A.2. Bases 62 to 463 code for a protein of 133 amino acids. Gene Ontology annotation, cellular component: nucleosome. NCBI's taxonomy places the organism in Eukaryota, Viridiplantae, Streptophyta, Magnoliopsida, Brassicales, Brassicaceae. Gene Ontology annotation, molecular function: protein heterodimerization activity; DNA binding; structural constituent of chromatin. The record is from RefSeq and is a predicted model, not a curated record. The transcript has 4 exons.
UUCCACUGUAUAAUUUUUCGUACGCUUCCCUCUACUUCUUUCAAAACUUUCAUAAAACAAAAUGGCGGGUCGUGGAAAAACUCUCGGAUCUGGGGUUGCUAAGAAGGCGACGUCUCGGAGCAGCAAGGCGGGUCUCCAGUUCCCCGUCGGCCGUAUCGCCCGGUUCUUGAAAAACGGCAAGUACGCCGAACGUGUCGGCGCCGGAGCUCCGGUCUACUUGGCCGCCGUACUCGAAUACCUUGCCGCAGAGGUUUUGGAAUUGGCUGGGAACGCGGCGAGGGACAACAAGAAGACAAGAAUCGUGCCGCGUCACAUUCAACUGGCGGUGAGGAACGACGAGGAGCUGAGCAAGUUGCUUGGAGACGUGACGAUUGCUAAUGGCGGUGUGAUGCCGAACAUUCACAAUCUUCUUCUUCCCAAGAAGGCUGGUGGUGCUUACAAACCUUCCGGUGACGACGAAUAGAUCUCAGUUCAGUUCUGUAAUGAAGUGUAGAUUUAGAUUAGUCCUGUUUUAAAUCGAUCUUGUCUGUAAACGUUUGCAGUGUGUUACCCUUAGAUUAAAUAUGUCUGGUCUUAAAAGAUUUGAUCUUGAACAUCGUGAACUUGACCAAUGUUUCUCUGUUUCCAUCCCCAUAAAAGAGAUAUAAUUUGCCAAUGUGCAACGGUUAAAUCUGAAUCCUGCUCUACCUCUAGAUCAAAAUCAGUAGAUAAUGAAAUUAAAUAGCGCGAUAGUGUCUAGUUGACACAAGUAUACAAUGUCGUCUUUCAAGUUUGUAUAUUUAUCAUAUGGUCUCAAGGUAAGGCCAAGUUCUUGGAUUUGUAAUUAGGUUGAAGGAGUUAUGUUUCUUGAUAAAGAAUAUUAAAAAUAUUAAGGAAAGUGAAAACUGAACACACUACAUCUAAAUCUUUGAAAGUCUGUUAAUUGGGUUUUGAAGAGAGUAGAAGUAGAGGACGAAAAAAAGAAGCAAGAGGAUGAUAAAGUCAUUCAGAAACAUAUAAUGAAGAUGUCAAACCAAUUGAGUUUCAAGAGAAUAUUAGAAGCAGCAGCCAUGAUCAUUAAGGAUAGGAGAGAGAUGAGUUAACUUAGACUUGCACAGAGCUUGGAACAUAACAGCCCACAAGAUUGUAAAGGUUCGAGUAUUGAGAAACUAUUCUCUCCACUUGUCUGAUAUCACCACUCUCACCAUCAAUGAUAUAUCGACUUUUUGUGUAACAUCCGCCGUAAAUAUAAAAAACCACCACGGUCUUCUUCUCCUUGUCAAUCAAGAAACUCCCAAACAUACAACCAUGACAGAGUAAUUGCAACGUUUCAACUUUGAACAACUUGCUCCACGACACAGCGCCGGGCUCGAUCUUAUCCGUAACCAAAACAUCAACCUUAGUACCACACUGGUGUUUAAACAACAAUGCAAGUUUCUCUCCUUUAACCGAAGACAGAGACGCAAAAGAAAAAAACUCACAUGAUAUAGGCAGACGCGGUCCAAGACCCUCUCUCGUAAAAUCAAAACACUGUAAGAAAUUCUUUCCUGAUUGCUUAUCUUUAUCACUGGUGCUUAGCCUAACGAUUUUAUGGCUAGCACAUGAUUUGUCGUAUCCAAAAGCAAACAUCUCAUACGAACGUUGUCUUGGGCAUUCGAUCCAUCUUGUUUUACCCCAAUACGGGUUAUAAACCAAAAGCCUACGUUUGUUGCGUCUCCAUCUAUAUAUAAUAGCAAACUGAAUUUUAGAAUUCAAUGACGUCAAUUUUUUUUAUAGGAAAAAAAAUUGAAGAUCUAAUGGUUCAUAUUAAUUAGAUAUUUAAUCCAAGGGUUCUAUUUUUUCUAGAUGAUGUCAUCUCUUUUAAAAACGGAAUUUAAUCUAAUGGUUGAUAUUAGCACAUCUGUUAAUCCAAAGGUUGAUAUUAUCACACCUUUUAAUCCAAGGGUUAAGAUUAGAUUUACUUGACGAAGACGACGGACGCUACCGAAGCUUUGUGUCGGUACUUGGUGAAGCAUCUGCGUCCGUUAAUGGAGUCGUGACCCCUGGUUUGCAUCUCUUCCUUUGUUUAUAUUUGAUAACCAGUUUGCCCUUGCUCUUGUUUUCAAUAUUUUUCCCGGACUCCUGAUUCAAUUUUUUGAUUAUACACCAAAUUUUAUCUCCCGAUCAUCAACCGUUCAUGAUAAUUGCAGUUGCCAACAUCCUCGAUCAUUGAAUCUUUGUUUGUAAAGAGAGAUACAUUCAGCUUGAUGAAUCAAAACCUACUGUAUCUAAGUUGCUACUCAAAGCAAAGUGUGUCUUAGGGAGCCACAAAAAAGCUAAAAAGAACUCACUAAGACAAACAAAAUUUCAAUCCCAGCCAUAUGGAUGUGAUUAAAGCUUGACUAACAUUAUGGUUCAAUUGACAACCUUUAAGUUAACAGCAGACCACAGCGAAUAGAUUGAUGUCGGGACCUGCAUCAAAACCGCACGAGGCCAAAGAGGACACAGCCGGAGAACAGUGAGGGACCGCAAUGUUAGGUACAGCAGACUCACUUCGAUCUUUUUGUAUGGUUGAUGGUUCUUCCAUUGUUUUUUCUUCAUUUUUUCAGCAAAGUUGAUUCAGAUUGUUGACAAGUUCAAAAUGAGGGGUCUUUAAGAGGGCAAAAGACUUGCUAAAAUUUAGUUGGGAACACACCUAUCGUGCAUGCGUUUAAGUGUGGAAGAUUGUACUCGAAGAAGUAGAGCAACGGGAACGGCAAUAUGCGUUAAAAAUUUGAUAGUUAUAAUGUUCAAAUCAUUGAAAUACAAUAAAAACAUAAUCUCUUUGUAAUAACGUACCAUGUAUCAAUGUAUAUUUUUUAUUUUUA